Eublepharis macularius is the source of this 4717-nucleotide messenger RNA. RefSeq names its product SKI proto-oncogene (gene SKI). Bases 1 to 2187 code for a protein of 728 amino acids. Gene Ontology annotation, cellular component: nucleus. The record is from RefSeq and is a predicted model, not a curated record. The transcript has 7 exons. Gene Ontology annotation, biological process: negative regulation of BMP signaling pathway. Lineage: Eukaryota; Metazoa; Chordata; Lepidosauria; Squamata; Eublepharidae. Gene Ontology annotation, molecular function: SMAD binding; RNA polymerase II cis-regulatory region sequence-specific DNA binding; DNA-binding transcription factor activity, RNA polymerase II-specific.
AUGGAGACGGUCAGCCGCAGCAGCUUCCAGCCCCACCCCGGCCUGCAGAAGACCCUGGAGCAGUUCCACCUGAGCUCCAUGAGCUCACUGGGCGGCCCGGCGGCCUUCUCGGCCCGCUGGGCGCAGGAGAUGUACAACAAGCGAGAGACCGGCAAGGAGGCGCCCGAGGGCGUCCUGCCGCUGCCGCCGCUGCCGCCGCCGCCCGUCGUGCCAGGGCCCUUUUUCAUGCCGUCGGACCGCUCGACCGAGCGCUGCGAGACGGUGCUGGAGGGCGAGACCAUCUCGUGCUUCGUGGUGGGCGGCGAGAAGCGCCUGUGCCUGCCGCAGAUCCUCAACUCGGUGCUGCGCGACUUCUCGCUGCAGCAGAUCAACGGCGUGUGCGACGAGCUGCACAUCUACUGCUCGCGCUGCACGGCCGACCAGCUGGAGAUCCUCAAGGUCAUGGGCAUCCUGCCCUUCUCGGCCCCCUCCUGCGGGCUCAUCACCAAGACCGACGCCGAGCGCCUCUGCAACGCCCUGCUCUACGGGGGCGCCUUCCGCUGCAAGAAGGACUUUGCGGGCGCCGCCUUGGGCGCCCCCGCGGGCGCCCCGCCGGAGCUGGAGCUGAGCGAGAAGAGCUUCAAGGUCUACCACGAGUGCUUCGGCAAGUGCAAGGGGCUGCUGGUGCCCGAGCUGUACAGCAGCCCCGGCGCCGCCUGCAUCCAGUGCCUGGACUGCCGCCUCCUCUACCCGCCGCACAAGUUCGUCGUCCACUCGCACAAGGCCCUGGAGAACCGGACUUGCCACUGGGGCUUCGACUCGGCCAACUGGAGGGCCUACCUCCUCCUCAGCCAGGAUUACGCCAGCAAGGAGGAGAAAGCCCGCCUGGCCCAGUGCCUGGACGAGGUGAAGGAGAAGUUCGACUUCAGCAGCCGCUACAAGAGGAGAGCGCCCAGGGUACCGUCCGAUCCUCCUGCCCCCAAGAAACCCAAAGUAGACGACUCCUCUUUGCAAUCUCCACUAGCGGGCGAGAAAGAAAAACAGUCAAGUUGGUUGCGGUCCUUAUCCAAUUCAUCCAGCAAGAGUAUUGGGUGCAUACAUCCCCGACAGCGCCUUUCUGCGUUCCGGCCCUGGUCGCCCGCUGUUUCGGCAAACGAGAAGGAGCUCUCCAGUCACAUCCCCGCCUUGAUCCGAGACAGUUUCUAUUCCUACAAAAGUUUUGAAAAUGCUGUGGCUCCCAACGUGGCCCUUGCUCCCCCCGCUCAACCAAAGAUCAUAAGCAACCCCCCAUGUGCCACGGGUGCGUCCCGGAGCAGUGAGCCUCUAAGCAGCCCAACCCAACCGAGGAAAAGGAAACAUGCCCCUGAAAAUCCAAUCGUUCCUGAACCUACACCCAUUGCCGCCACGACACCCGCCGCCACCACUGUCCCCGCUACGGAAGAAGAUAAGGAGUCGGAAGCAGAAAUCGAAGUAGAAACGCGAGAGGAAUUCACCUCCUCGCUCUCCUCACUCUCCUCCCCAUCCUUCACCUCCUCGAGCUCAGCCAAGGACAUAAGUUCGCCCAGCAUGCAAGCCCCACCGCCUGCUGUCAGCAGCGCCUUCGAAGUCGCCAGCCACGCUGAGCCUCAGGGCGGCGGCAGCGGUUUAGAGGCCGAACUGGAGCACCUCAGACAGGCACUGGACAGCGGCCUGGACACAAAAGAAGCCAAAGAGAAGUUCCUCCACGAAGUCGUCAAGAUGAGAGUGAAGCAGGAAGAAAAGCUCAGUGCAGCCCUGCAGGCCAAGCGCAGCCUACACCAGGAGCUGGAGUUCUUACGUGUGGCUAAGAAAGAGAAGCUGAGAGAAGCGACUGAGGCCAAGCGUAACUUAAGGAAGGAGAUCGAGCGCCUCCGAGCCGAAAACGAGAAGAAAAUGAAAGAGGCCAACGAGUCACGGAUACGGCUAAAACGGGAACUGGAGCAAGCUAGACAGGUCCGGGUGUGCGACAAGGGUUGCGAAGCCGGCCGGCUGCGAGCCAAGUACUCUGCCCAGAUUGAAGAUCUGCAGGUGAAACUCCAGCAUGCAGAAGCGGACCGAGAACAGCUGCGCGCCGACCUGUUGCGCGAGAGGGAAGCACGCGAACACUUGGAAAAAGUGGUCAAGGAACUUCAGGAGCAACUGUGGCCUAAGCAGAGCAGCGAACAUAUGACAAAGGACCUGGAGAACUAAAAACAGCGCUCACGAAAGAAAUUUACAUUGUCUAACCCAUAGGCCAGACUGACAAAUAUGCACAGUAAGGGAUUGUGUGUGGGAGCGGCGCAUGCACAUGGGCGCUUAUCUCUGUGCAUGCCAGUAAGUGUGGUGGACUUAGUUACUGAUUGGAGGGCAGACGUUACUCUUUAUACCAGAAGCACUGAAAUCCCGUCCCAUUUUUUCAACCCAUAUAGCACAACAUCUUCCUGUGCCUAUAAAAUGAAGAGUGUUUAUUAAAAACAAACAAACAAAAACUAAACUACUUUUGAGUCCACAGCAAAAAAAAAAUUUUUUUUUCUACUGGCAAAACUCAUCGGGUGUAUCUGGCAGCACCCGAGGGAAAUGGAAGGUGGGCGAAGAAGGGUGCUUUCUGGGCAACACUUUGGAAUCAAGAUGACCCCUUUUGUUAUAAGCUAUUUAAAAAAGUACAAACAGUUGAGUCAUAAAGAUGUGGUAUUGUAACCAUCGACAAGGUUUUUUAAAAAUAAAUAUAUUAUAUAUAAAACUUGGGGGGGAGGGGUGAAUACAAACACUCUUUGAUGCCUAAUUUGUAAAGAUAAUUAUUACAGGUGUUGGGCUCUUAAUAAGAGACACUUGUCAGAAAAUACCCAACAAUAAGCCAUGACAGUUUCAAACCCUUCAGGGGAUUUCUAUGAGAAUUUCAAAUUUUUAAAUUUGUUUCUAGUUUUAAAUCUGCAUUUUCCCCCCUGCCCCGUGUUUGCACCAAUGAAAGAAAGCUGAAAGUGGAACGGGGGUGAUGGUUGUAAGCGGUGAAACGACAUCCGACAUAACCCCAGCCUUAUGAAAGUCAGUGUUUUAUAUCAUGCCAUAACUUUUUUUUAAAAUGUAUGUUAUUAACUGAUGUGUUUUAAAAGACUCGCUUCAUCUCCAGAGCACUUCAGUUUUAGGAAAAAAAUAGAAGAGGUUUUUUUUAAAAAAAUAAUUUAAAAAGGAAAACAAAGAGACGGAUGGACCAUGAAGUCGCUUGUGAAGAACCAGAGAGAAAGGAAUGUGUGUGUGACAACCUCUCCUUCCAUUUUUUUUCCUGAAGAACUCAUCCCCAUUUGCUCAUCGCCUCAGAAAUCCAGUAUUUUAUUGACUUGCAGUCAUGUGUGAGGACUUGGAUGCCCCGGAAGAAUGCUCCACGUUGUAUUAAAGAGACAAAAGACAUUAUGCUGCUGUGAAUAUAAGCCUACAGUUCUUAUUCUUUAGGGUUGUUUUUUUUUGUUUGUUUGUUUUUUGGAGGGGGAAUGUCUUUUUUUUGGUGACAAAUACUUUAAUAUUGGGAUCUCUGCUGCAGCUCCACCCCCCCAACUCAACCAUGGAUCUAAAAAUAUGCACUCACACACUCAGGGCAAAAUCCUAGCCUCAGUAGGAGUUUUGCUUCAACGGGAUUGGGGCCGACACUUCAGGAACCAGCUGGAUUUUCUUUUCUUUUUAAAAUAAGAUGUUUGUCAAGAAUUGCACUCUCCCCCUCAUUCCCGCCCCCCCCCCGCUUUCUCACACCCUCAGCUGUCAGUUUUGCUGGCAUGUUGGAGUGGUUUUGGGUACCGGUGAUCCGUUUAAGGCUCAGGUUGUGUAGGCUUGAUGAAGGAGGCAAUCCCCGCAUCUACUUUCAGAAGUGGAGGCGGCAGGAAUCAAUGAGUCAGGUUUCCAAAUUUCGUCCUUCAGACCUCCUGUGUAUGAAUGAUGGGUGUUUCCUCCACAGCCAUUCUGCUACACUUGGGGAGGAAGGGAGGCACCACCCCUGCAUUGGACAGGGCAGCCGCAGGCGCUCUUCCCCCCCCUCUUCCCCCCCCCAAUGCUCCAUCACUAGUGAAGUCAUAACAAAGGCCACAGCGCUUACCAUGCCUUCCGAAGCACACGCACUGAACUGUUUUCACUGAAUUCUUAAAUUGGGGUGGGAGGUACCAUCACUCUCUUGGGUGCCAGCCCCUCCCCUGGUGCAUCAGCACUGACGGGAAAUUAUUCUCUGCUCACCAACCCUUUUUCCACUAAGCAGCUUCCAGUCCUAAAAUUAAAGUAUUUACUUACAGUACACUAGAUAAUAAAAACUGUAUUAAAAUAAAGUUAUUACCCAUUCUAAUAGCCAUUGUAAGCAUGAACAUUGAAAGGAGGAAGUAAAGUUCAUUUCGGGGGAGGGGGAGGUUGGUAACCGACGGAAAAGCAGUAAAAAGGAAGAUUAUAUUAGAAAAUAAUAUCAGGUUACUUAGGCAAAAAUAAAUUACGGGGAGCAAAAAAUGAACAGCUACGCAGACGACAUUUGCAUGACGCCAGCCCCGUUGUCUGAGUUUGUGGGUUUUGCCCUCGUUCGUUCGUGAUGAGCGGAGGCCACGUUCCCUGUCCUGUUCUAAAGUGCAAUGCAAAAGGAUUAUUGAUUGUGUUUAUGCAGUUAUUUUUUUAAUGUGGGAAUUUUUUUUUUAAAAAAAAUUGCUUCUUUGUAUGUUUUUUUUCUGCAGUUAUUAAAAAAACCAUAUGCAUGGAAUUAAAACCUUUGCCAUACAUA